AUGCGAAUUGACGCCUUGGUUUUAUCGUCCAUUACUUCACCGACUCCAGCAGUGAAGGUUGACAUGAACCAAUGGCCAUACUUGAGAGGCAUAGAUUUGGCGGACAACCAGUUUGGUACGCCUGGAAUUAUCGACGUUCUUAUUGGCGCGGACGUGUGGGGGCGUCUCAUAGAGGGUGAAGUCAUCGGUGGAAGACCAGACGAACCUUUUGCCCAGCGUACCCGCUUCGGAUGGGUGGUGUUUGGUCCAGCAGCAGUGACCCUUCCUGCAAAGGAAUCAUUGCUCACACUCACCACUUCGCUAGACAGGGAGGACCACCGGUUGGAGGAACUGGUGUCAAAGUUCUGGCAAAUGGAAGAAAUAGCGGUGGUUGACAAUCUGCCAGAGAACGAGUGUGAGCAGAUUUUCGAUACCACUCAUAGCCGUACCCCAGACGGCCGUUAUAUGGUACAGUUACCCUUACGGCGAAAGGCAACGGAACUGGGUGACUCGUACACACUGGCACUACAGCAAUUUUAUAGACUAGAGCGUCGUAUGGUUUCGGAUCCAGUCCUUAGAGAAAACUACAUUUCGUUUAUGAGGGAGUAUGCAGCACUUGGUCACAUGGAGACAGUACAACCACCUUACAAUCACACCAAUUGCUACUACAUUCCACACCAUGCGGUCACAGCUAAGUUCCGCGUAGUGUUCAACGCAUCGGCACCUACCAGCACUGGAAUCUCACUGAACGAUGUCCAACUGGUAGGUCCAACGCUUCAGGAUUCGUUGAGUAGUAUUCUUUUACGUUUCCGUCGCUAUCGAGUGGCGAUAACAGCAGAUAUAGAGAAGAUGUUCCGGCAAGUGCUGGUUGCACCUGAACAUCGCGACUAUCAACGAAUUAUAUGGCGUGAGUCUCCUGCAGACGAUAUCCGAGUAUAUCGCCUGAAGACUAUAACAUAUGGUAUGGCAUGUAGUCCUUACAAUGCAGUACGAACUUUACAACAAUGUGCUUGUGACAACUCCGCUGUGGUUCCUGACGCCCAACAGGCAGCUCGCGCUUGA
Bactrocera dorsalis (oriental fruit fly) is the source of this 1041-nucleotide messenger RNA. RefSeq lists its product as uncharacterized. The record is from RefSeq and is a predicted model, not a curated record. Lineage: Eukaryota; Metazoa; Arthropoda; Insecta; Diptera; Tephritidae. The transcript has a single exon. The coding region runs from base 1 to 1041 and encodes 346 amino acids.